AUGGAUGCUGGAGAUAGAGGGCCGUUAGCGAAACGGCAACGUCGCUCCCAUCAUAAAGAGCGCCCUUUGGAGCUAUGCUACUGCGCAAGGUGCAAGGGACAGGUGAAACAGAAGGUAGCAACUAUCAACGAUCACCGACUUCGCUACCCACACCCCAUCAAAAACCUGCCGGCACAACCCCUAGGCGUGGAUGAAACAGUCAUUGUACCGCAAUAUUUAGAACCGGUGCGCUCUGGCAUUAUACCCGAUGAACAGGGCCUUGAUCAACAAUCGUUUCGCGGCUCUCUCGAGCCACAAUCACCUACACCCAGUGGCGCUGGUCAGGCAAGAGAUUGUGCUUCACCAAACCCUCCUCUAUUGCCUCGCAUCCUUGACAACUAUCGACCGCCAGUCCCGCUAGGUGACCCAGAGAGGCUAAAUGACCCAGAAGAGGGGAUCGAACCUGGUCUCUUGGCCGCAGCGGAGGAGUUGGAACGUGUGUAUGACUUCAAUGAACUGAUCGACAAUUCAGGCAACCUUGACAACAAUCACCCGGAUUACCUGUUCGAAAACGCGCUCGAUGAUACUGACUUUGGACUUCCGGAUGUUCAAGAGCAAGAUACUGGAGUUCUACCUCGAUUCGACUUUGCAGGUAGUAUUGAGCCCGAGGAUCCCGAAGAGCCUGAAGAGCCUGGAUGCGGUCUUGAUGAUAUUGAUGAGCCGAACAAUUUUUGUGCCGCGUUUAGAGAGCCGGCUUUGAUUCGCAAUGCAUAUAUUGAUGCAUUUGUCCAAAAGACACUAUAUAGAGCGACUCACCAGGCAUUAACACAUCAACUAAAGGCUUCUCGGCGAACCAUUUCAUCGCAUCCUGAUAUUACGAUUGACCAUAUUAAUGGUAUGGCCCAGACUAUUACAACAGUGGAGCGUCGACUGGGUGUUAACACCGGCGAGAUCAUAACAACUUUCACAUUGUGUCCUGUAUGCAAACGACGAUAUUCACCCGAGUACAUCAAAGAAACAGAUGAUCACCACUGUCUAAAUGACGAAUGCGAUGGUGUACUUUUUGUAUAUCAUAGGCUUGCUUCCGGAGUUUGUCGUAAGGUUUCUAAGCUUACUUACCCUUACGCAUCGCCUAUUCCAUGGCUGCGUCAUAUAUUUAGCCUUCCUGGGAUGUCAGAGUUGAUGCAAACUUGGCGGUCUGGAGACGAUGAUCAUGGAAUUAAACCCCCAGUUUCCAACGAAGAUUGGAUGCGCAACCUCAAUCACAAUAAGGAGCUGGGGAAUAUCACGGAAGGAUGGGGUUGGCGAUCUACCAUGGCAGGGCUCCAGCAAGUUCAAGACCCCGACACUCGCAAUGUCAUUGACGAGAGCGGACCUGACCCACCUAUUCGAUUUGUUAGUCUUCCGUAUGGUAUAUCGUUCUCACUGAACACAGACUGGUUUCACGCGACCAAAGAAGGAAGCUAUUCGGUUGGGGCAUGUUACCUUGUAAUCAAUAAUUUACCUCGGCACAUGCGAUUCCUACGCGAGAACAUUUCAUUGUCGAUCGUAAUGCCCGGGCCUAAUGAGCCUAAUGAAUAUGCUCUUGACCAAAUGUUAGACCCGUUAAUCGAUGAUAUAUUGAGGCUCAAGCAAGGAGUACGUAUGUUGGUCAGACGAGGAGAUCCACCUGUAUAUGAAGAAGAAGUUGUAUAUGGCGAGCUCACUCAACAUAUUGCUGAUCUUAUUGCACGCAUAAAGAUGGGUGAAGGUGCGGGUGUUAAAUCAGAAGCAAACUUUUGCCUCUACUGUCGAUCACAUCUAUCUAAUCUCUCAGUGUUGGAGGGAUAUAUGCGUCAAGGCGGAAUGAAUUGGAUUGUUAAGCAAAUUUUAGUCGGCCCUGGAAUGAUUGUCAGGCGAGAGUUUGGCGGGCCGGAGCCGCAAGACAUCUUCAAUGACUGUCUGGAUCACAUGUGGAUGCCUAAGAAUUUCCAGCAAUUACCCCCCAAGCUUGGGCAAACUCGCACCUCAACUAAAGCCAAUCAAUGGAAAUUGACCGCUCGGGUCAUUUUUAUACCAUUGUAUCUUGCAUUCAGGGAUGGCGAUACAAUUCAGCCCAUAUUGGUGCCUCGAGGGAAUCGGAACUCACCGGGUGCCAAACACCAAGCAUACCGGGCCAAACUAUUACACCAGCAGCGCCAGAAGUACUACGCCUCAAUUGGUCAAGCCAAUCGGUGCCCUCGUUUAGAGGAAUGUUUUCCUUCGCGGAAUCUUCAAUUUCAUUACCGCCAGGUUCUGCGCUUCUGUUUGGCAACAUCCAUCUUAGACAAACGCAACAUUACCCCAGCAAACAUUUUGUUUGCGACUGGACUCCUUGAAACUAUGUGUAAGGACUACAUCACUCAUAAUAUACCGUUGUCUCCAAACUUUCACUACAUGAUGCACCUUGAAGAGUUUCUCCUCAAAACUGGAUCCGUUUACAACACCCAUGUAUGGGCUAUGGAACAUGCCAAUGGCGUAUUAUCCCGUAUAAAUCAUAAUGGGAAAGGAGGCGGAGUUCUUGAAGGAACGCUUAUGCGUGGUUGGUGGAGACAUAUGACGUUACAAAACCUGAUCAAGAGCUUACAAGCAUUGCCCAAUCGCACGCCAGAUGAUACAAGUGUAUUAAACGAUCUCCUUACGGCACUCAGAGGAGGAAACAAGCACGCUCAACAAAGGGGGACUCUAAUGGCCUUCAUCGCACAGUGCCAAACUGAGUACACUCAACAACAUGGAAUUGAAAAACCGAUUAGACUAUCGUCACAGUCGCGACUCAUUAACUUGGAGAAAGCCGGCCUUUACAAGACAGUUUUUGAGUUCUGCACCGCAAAAUGGCCCAAUGCAGGAAUUUUUGGGCCAAACGUCAUUGGUGUGCACUAUCUGGCCCCUCACGGCAUGGUUAGGAACCACAGCUAUGUUGAAUUCAAUGGGAUUCGCUAUGGGUCACACGAGCAUACAAGUGGCAAAGGUUAUUGUUACGCCUAUAUUGAUAAUCGGCAGGCAGUACGGAUUGAACGCAUCUUGGCUAUUGAAAUACCUGGAACCCGUUUUCGCGGUAUAUGUGUAUUAGUGCGCUUAUUUCAAGCACCAGAAGUUGAACCAGACUUCCCUUGGGCAGCAUGGUCAGAGAACCUUGGGGUGAAUAGCUGGGUCUUUGGAGCUUUGGGAGAGACUAUAACAAUAGAUGUUGCUCAACUCUCUGGGACAUUUGCUUUAUUUAUUGUCCCAACAAGUGGUCUCAGAUACUGGGUAUCAGUUGAACUAGAUAGCAUUGGAUUAGGGUACAGAUUAGACAAUGAGGAUGAGGAUGUGUGA
Messenger RNA from Rhizoctonia solani, 3312 nucleotides. Its product is annotated as Transposase family tnp2. The transcript is spliced from 9 exons. The record is from RefSeq and is a predicted model, not a curated record. Bases 1 to 3312 code for a protein of 1103 amino acids. Lineage: Eukaryota; Fungi; Basidiomycota; Agaricomycetes; Cantharellales; Ceratobasidiaceae.